Messenger RNA from Suillus subalutaceus, 477 nucleotides. RefSeq lists its product as uncharacterized. The transcript has a single exon. The record is from RefSeq and is a predicted model, not a curated record. The annotation marks the transcript as partial. Lineage: Eukaryota; Fungi; Basidiomycota; Agaricomycetes; Boletales; Suillaceae.
AUGGGCGUAACCUUGGUCUCCAUCAGUCGUCUCACGGCAGCCGGAUAUGCUGCAUUGUUCCGCGCGAACUCUUGCAAGAUCUUCAGUGAUACGAAGAAGCUAUUGGGGGAGGUCCCAGUCUCAAAAGGACUAUACUGCGUCAAGGGCCCCAGGAAGUUAUUUGCUGGACUCGCAAAUGCAGAUGAAACACUCACCAUGCGUGAAGUACACGCCAGACUUGGCCAUAUCUCCCCGGACAGCAUCGCAAGGAUGAUACGCGAUGGUGUCAUCACUGGAAUCAAGCUAGAUCCCUCAGACGCAACGAUGGACAAGUGCGACUCUUGCGAGUACGCAAAAGCCACCUGCAAACCAAUUGGCAAAAUCCGCGACCCUCCGAGACGGGAGAAGUUUGGCGAUGAAGUCCAUAGCGACCUGUGGGGUCCAUCUCCCAUACGAACACCUGGGCAUAAAGAGUACUUCGUGUCAUUCACAGAUGAC